CUGAGAGAGCGUCUCCUCAUUCAUCUCCAAGACCUGCGGGAAACACACGGACGUACACACGCUCAUUAACCUGCCGCAGAUAACCGAGCAAGGAUGUUCUGCAGACGGGCAUGGCAGAGGGUCGGGCCGCUGGCACGGGGGGCUUUCAAACCCCCGUUCAGAAAUGCAGCUCCAGUGCGACACAUGGCCGUUGGGGUUCCUGGCGGCUCCACUAACAUGACAUACUUUCUCCUGUGUGGAGGAGGCCUCACUGCUGCCGUCGUCUACGCUUACAAGACAGUCAAUGGUGACAGCGAGCGCUAUGAGGACAGAAUGGCCAACAUGGCGUCCCCAGCAAAAGCUUCUUCAGCUGAGGCAGCACCAGAGGCAGCAGUUGUAGCAGCUGAACCCGCUCCAGUGGAGGAUGAAGUGCAGACCACCGAGGUUGUUGCUGUUGAGUCUGCCCCCGCUUCUGUAGAGGCUGUGGCAGAGACCUCUGCCGAACCUGUUGUCGAGGCCGUGUCCGAAGAAGCCUCUGAGGUGGUCGUCACCGAGGCCUCGGCCGAGCCAACGGUCACAGAAGAAGCUGCUCCAGUUGCAGUGGUGGAGGCAGUUCUUGAAGCUGCUCCUGUCGCUGUGGAAGUCGCUGCCACAGUGGAGACGCCAGCGGAGGCCCCCGCAGCAGAGAGCGCUGGUACGGCUGCAGUAGAUGAAAUCCCUCCCACCCCCCCCGCUGAGGCAGAGACUGUGCCUGCAGCCCCUGAAGCUGAGGCUGCCCCUGCUGCAGAGGUGGCUGCAUAAGGCUCCAAAUAGUUCGGCCAGAAAAAAAGGGCAAGGCUAGUUAGUUUGUGCUGUGUCCCACCUCUCCGGGCCCGGGAAAAAAAGGACUCAUGAACCCUUAUUUUUCUAAAGGUAGUAUUUAGUUUUCCCUUCCAGUUGGUGGGUGAACACCAGUCACGGGUUCAUGAGUCCAGUUUUCAGGUGCCUUUCUUCCCUUUAACUCAACCUUCAGAGCCAAGCCAUAACAUUUGGCAUUAGGUUGUCUGAUUAGGCUUCAGUUUGGAAAAUUCAGUUUCUACAGGAAUUCUGUUCAGCAGAGCAGAGCUAAUCCAAAUGAUGGUUUGGCUGUGGUACAGUUAAUAGAGGAGCAUUGAAGUAGGUGAUAUAAGGGAUUGAACAGAUUUAAUAACUAAUGUUCUCUCUAAAAUCAUUUUUGAAGUGCCCUUAAAAACAGGACACGGUCCUGCAUCUUGUUCCUUUACUUAUCAGAAAAUGUCAACAUGGUGAAUGAAAACUGAUCGGUCUUGUUUCUUUUAUAUCCUUUGCACUUGGUCUUCCUCAGCUCAGCAAAGGUUUAUUUCCAUGUCCUAUGUCCCAUGAAUCUUUGCUUCGGUUAGGAUUACUAUGCAAACAGUAGGGAAAUGUAACAUGAAGUCGGUCUGCUUCAUUAAGAUUUAAUUCUGUCUCACUGGGAAGUCUGACCAAAAACCAGUCUCCAGGCUGCAGCUCUUGUCUGGUGUUCUCCUUUAACAUCUUUUUUUCUCAGAGUGAGACUGAGUUAAAAUGGGAUUUCCUUCAUUUUUUGUGCUUUCCUUCAGAAUUUUACUUUGUCAUUUUGUCCCAUGCAUUCAGAUACUUUUGACUUUCAUUAUUACCAUUAUUAGUUAUCUGUCUACAUCUACACCAGCCUGCCCCCACCAAUAAAACUCACCCAUGUGUCUACAUCAUGACAAUAUCUUCUCCAGCCUUUUCUCAGAAAGCCAUUUUUCUUUAGUUUUUCCUCUUUUUUUUUUUAAGCGUUUAAAAACACUUCCGCUCCAUCUUGUUUCUUUAAUUGUGAAACUAAUCUUUCAGGGAACACUACAGAAAAGAAAAUUGAUUCACCUCUUUGUCUGAGCAUUGAAAGUUGUCAUAAUGAUUAAUCGGAUUAAGUUUUCAAAGAAUAAUACAUAACAGGAUGGCAAGGAAGUUUGAAGUGUUUCAAUAAAGACGGUUACUCUUUCUUUGGUUCGAUGCUGCAUUUUUAUUCUUGUGUGGUGAAUGUAUUCGUAAUUGAAGUUAUGAUUUGUGAGGUUUGGUCUUAUCUAAUGUGUCCAGGCCUAAUUUGUGGCCGACAUACAUUCAGUGCUCUUAGAUGCUUUUGCUUGUUGCUUUGAACAGAGCAUGUGAAUAAUGUGACACAGUAAAUACUGUAAUAAUUAUACUGUAGACAUAGAAACACCCUUCUCUAUAGAAAUGUUUCCUUUCCUGAAGGAUCCCUGUGCCAUGUUCAUGCUCCUGUGCACAAUUAUGCUCAUAAUUUCUGAUUGAGUCUCAUUGAGCAGAGUUUACACGAGGUAAAAUAUCUAGGCUAAAGACACAAAUCUACCAGCCCUCACUUAAGUGUCAGUCAUAUAUUAAUCUGUGUAAAUAUAUUAAUGUUGUACAACAGGCAGAGACAGGAAGAAAAGAGCUGCAGGCAGCACUCAGAAAAGACCUGUCAGAUGGAUGUGUCAGGUUCUGCUCAACAAGGAAACUCAGCUUCAUUUUUAAAACCUCCUCGUGCUUACAAAUGUG
This is a messenger RNA of Toxotes jaculatrix (banded archerfish), 2535 nucleotides long. Its product is annotated as protein MGARP-like. NCBI's taxonomy places the organism in Eukaryota, Metazoa, Chordata, Actinopteri, Toxotidae. Gene Ontology annotation, biological process: anterograde axonal transport. The transcript has 4 exons. Gene Ontology annotation, cellular component: mitochondrion. The coding region runs from base 94 to 780 and encodes 228 amino acids. The record is from RefSeq and is a predicted model, not a curated record.